Molecule: messenger RNA, 1756 nt
Organism: Achroia grisella
Lineage: Eukaryota; Metazoa; Arthropoda; Insecta; Lepidoptera; Pyralidae
Exons: 11
Coding region: 77-1699 (540 amino acids)
Molecular function (GO): protein binding
Source: RefSeq, a predicted model, not a curated record
UACUAAAAAGUGACAAAGUCAUCUAUGUUUAAUACGGUAAAAAAUAUUAAUUUUUAUUUGUAAUAUAUUUAAUAUAAUGAACACUUUUGCAGAUUUAACUAAACAAAUACAUUUAAUUAACGACCUGAUAUUAUCUGAUAUGAUUUAUGAAGACAAAGGAACUAACGAGGCGCUAAGCUUUAGCAAGCACCUGCUGUCGACGAAAUACUGGUUUGCCAGGAUAUCUUGCGCGAAUAAGAAACGAUACGUCCUGGCACUUUUAGAAGAUGUACGAAGCGCAUGGACACUCUCGUUACUUCUGAAGUCGAUAUGGAACUGUCGCCCAAAGGACGCGGUUAUGUCUGUUACCGUCCGCAAUGCGUGGAGCAGUUACGACCAAGUGCCAUUGGAUCACAACAGAACAGCUCAACCGGCACCCACUCUUGCCCAGGUCAUGAAGUACGAUCGCGUUUGGUUUCUCACACUUGACUCACAAGCACAAGCGGUAGUUCUUUCCGAGUUGCUUAAUGUGUCCGGAGGGCCUGUUAUGUGGGAUGUAUUGAAACGAGCACAGUUUCUUCAUGAGCGGUAUCGCACAGAUCAGCUACAGAGUUUGCAGGAGUGUAUAUUGGUCGAUGACCGUCCACCUGAGGAAGGGCACCAGAAAUCAUUGCCAGAAAAGGGUAAAAAAGAACAGCAGAAUGCCCAGAAACUCGAGACCUUUAAUGACUUAGAGAAAGGUACAUCACCUGAACAGAUGAAAGAGGCCCCGAGACCUGGUCAAGCCCAGAAAGAACUAGAAGCUAAUUUAACUGCGUGGAAUGCAACAAUAAAAUCAAUGCGUGAUAAUUUAAAAUUAGAAGAAAUAGAAAUGACUUACAAUGAUGGAACAAAGAGAAAAAUUUGGAAGGUGAAUCGUUCUAAGCCUGAAGGGAUAGAAACUGUCGAUUUUGUUCAACUUCUACCAUCUUCAAUAGGCAAAAGAAUCAUUUCAUAUUUGCCUCGCUCUCAGCUAGCCGAUUAUGCUCGUGUCAACAAAUACUGGGCAUACUUGAUUGAGGAUUACCGUGCUGAACUUGCUGCUAGGCAGAAAUUAAAAGCAGAUCUAGAAAAGCUAGAGGAUCUGAUGAUACGCCACGACACAAGUAUAGAAAUUUUGGCCCAAAUUGGAUUUCAACCAACAGGCCCAAGUUCGCAAGGUGUCACUAGCACCGGCCCGUCAAUGAAGACUAGGACAAUACAGCGAAGUUUGAGAGCCAGUGAGAAAUCUACCGGUGCCUUUUCGUUCAGACAUUUCUUGUCUAAUAAACUGAACAAACCAAUUAUGGCACCAAAACCUAUAAAGAAUAUGGCUGAGCUAACAGAACGAUUGGAAAGAAGAGGUGCUGCAGACGAGAAUAUGUGGAAAUGGUGCGAGAACCUUCUUCAACUUAAUAAGAAUCGUAAGAAAAACAAAGGACUAGAUGAGGGCAUACUAUCACUUGGUGGCAUGCAUUUUCCUUGUCCCCUAAUGAAGGAAAAAUUAGAAAUACCACUGGAGCCGCCACUUUUUAAAGAUCCAGCUGCAUCUGGGUCUGCUAAGCCGAGGAAAAACAUCUCCAAUGCGACUGUGAUGAAUUUCUCAAAGGAACAUGAUGUGAAACGCUACAGUCUCUGGACGAAAGAUUUUUCUAGUCUCUACCCAGUUUUCAAAAUACCUUCUUACCAGUUACCGAUAUGAAAAAAAUUAUAACCGAUAAGUUGUUUGUGGUAUAAUUUAAAAUAGUUUAGAUUUCCU